Molecule: messenger RNA, 173 nt
Organism: Racocetra fulgida
Lineage: Eukaryota; Fungi; Glomeromycota; Glomeromycetes; Diversisporales; Gigasporaceae
Source: the annotation of a GenBank genome assembly
AAUUGUCUGAAUUUGAUUUGAGAGAUAGUGUAAAUGGUUCAACUGUUAAUGCAAGCCAAUUAGAAUUUACCGAACAGCAAUUUGAUAAUGAAUUAUCUGAUUCGUCAGAAUCCAACAACAUACAACUAGAUGAAAUAAAUGACGAUGAUUUAAAGAAUAAUUCUUUAGUAUAG